AUGGUACUCAAGAGAACCAUGUUAGUUCUACUAUUACUUCAAUAUAUGGUUUUGGCCUUUGAUCAUCCAUUCUCUGAUAAUCACCAACUCCACCAACACUCCCUACUAACAGACAAAGCUGCUCUUCUGGCCUUCAGAGAUACUAUAACAUCAGACCCAAAUUCUGUACUUGCCAACUGGGACCAAUCAUCCAACGUGUGCACAUUUACAGGCGUCAAUUGCAACAGGUGGCGCCAUCGAGUGGUGAAACUCUGGCUCAAUGGGACCAAUAUAGGUGGCCUGCUUUCUCCCUUCAUUGCAAAUCUCACCGGUCUCCGGCUCCUUGAUCUCUCAGAUAACCACUUACAUGGCCUUAUUCCACCUGAAUUUGCCUCCUUACGCAACCUUCGUCUCCUACGGCUUGUUGGAAACAAUCUGCAAGGUAGGAUACCAGGUUCUCUUUCCCACCUUUCUAAGUUAAGAUAUCUCAAUCUGGCAGGGAACAGCCUUACUGGUGCAAUUCCUGCAUCCAUUUUUAUCAACUGCACUUCCUUGGCCUAUAUUGACCUUUCUAGCAACUUACUCACCGGAAAAGUUCCAGACAUUGGACAUCUACCUGACCUUUGGUGCCUCAACUUAUUUCAGAACAACUUGACUGGGAAAAUCCCUGCUUCUCUGUCCAAUGCGUCAGCGUUAUAUAAUUUAGAUUUGGAGAAUAAUCAUCUCUCUGGUGAAUUGCCAUCAGAAGUUGUAGGGAAGCUGCAAGAACUUAACUUUCUUCAUUUAUCAUACAAUGAUAUGGUCAGCCACGAUGGCAACACUAAUCUUGAGCCGUUCUUCACAUCUCUUAUGAACUGCACUGAGCUAACAGAGCUUGAAUUGGCAGGUAUGGGACUGGGAGGAAGCUUGUCCAGUACCAAAUUUGAUCAACUAGGGACUGGAUUGUUAACUAUCCACCUAGAAGAAAACCAAAUCUUUGGGUCCAUUCCUCCAAAUGUGGCAAACCUCAUGAACCUUACACUGCUGAAUUUGUCAAGCAACCUUCUAAAUGGAACAAUUCCAGGAGAGAUAGGUAAUUUGAGAUUAGAACAGCUGAUCUUGUCAAACAACUCACUCACUGGAGAAAUUCCAGCCACUUUAGGAUGGAUUACUUCAAUGGGUCUGCUCGAUUUGUCUAAGAACCGAUUAUUCGGAGAGAUCCCAGCAAGCAUAGGGAAUCUAAGUAGACUGAAUUAUCUGUUCCUUAACAAUAACAUGCUUUCAGGAGCAAUACCUCCUAGCAUAGGACAGUGCAAGGAUUUGCACAAGCUAGAUUUGUCUUAUAACAGAUUAACAGGGAAUAUCCCUAAAGAAAUAUCAGGUCUAAGUGAGAUCAGGAUGUUCUUGAACUUUUCACAUAAUCUUCUCCAAGGAACUCUGCCAAUUGAGAUUAGCAAAAUGGAAUCGGUGCAAGAGAUUGACCUGUCCAUGAACAAUUUUAGUGGGAUCAUCUUCCCUCAACUGUCAGGCUGUAUUGCAAUAAAGCUGAUCAAUCUGUCACACAAUUCCUUGCAAGGAAAGCUUCCAGAAUCCUUAGGUCAACUUCGGAAUCUAGAGUCACUGGAUGUUUCUAACAAUUUUUUAUCUGGUGAGAUCCCAUUAAGCUUAAGUAGAUGCCCUCUCACUCAGUUGAAUCUUUCAUUUAAUGAUUUUAAUGGAUUGAUACCCACUGGUGGCAUUUUCAGUUCAGCCAUAAAUCUUUCUUUCUUAGGCAAUCCACAUCUAUGCGGAUCAGUUCCUGGAAUACCCAUCUGCCAAAGAAGUCAUGAAUGGAUUCAUUCACGAAUGUUCUUGAUCAUGAUUUGCAUUGUAGUUUCUGUUUCAGCAUUCAUAUCGACGAUAUUAUGUGUGAUUUGUUACCAGCACAUGAGACGAAUACUUUCCUCUAGGAAAGAUGAAAUGUUCAGAUAUUCAACGCCAACACUGAAAUCCAACUUUCCAAGAAUUACUUACAGAGAACUUUCAGAGGCCACCGGAGGAUUUGAUAAGGAAAAGCUGAUCGGUUCAGGUAGUUAUGGACAUGUCUAUGGAGGAUUCUUAGGCGAUGGGACUGUUGUUGCAGUCAAAGUACUACAGUUGCAAAGUGGUAAUUCUACAAAAAGCUUCGAUAGAGAAUGCCAAGUCCUAAAGAGAAUUCGUCACAGAAACCUGAUGAGAAUCAUUACAGCAUGUAGUCUACCAGAUUUUAAGGCUCUUGUUCUUCCUUAUAUGGCAAAUGGGAGUUUGGAGAGCCACCUCUACCCACACCAGGAAAUAGGCCUGCGUUCAGGUUCUUCAGAUUUGAGCUUGAUACAGAGGGUCAACAUCUGCAGUGACAUAGCUGAAGGGAUGGCUUAUUUGCAUCACCAUUCUCCUGUCAGAGUAAUACAUUGUGAUUUGAAGCCGAGUAAUGUGCUUCUAAAUGAAGACAUGACUGCUCUGGUUUCUGAUUUUGGGAUUGCAAGGUUGGUGAAUACUGUAGGAGGGGGAAAUGGUGGAAUUGUUGACAACAUGGGGAACUCUACUACAAAUAUGUUGAGUGGAUCUGUUGGAUACAUUGCACCAGAGUAUGGAUUUGGUUCAAGUACAUCCACAAAGGGAGAUGUUUACAGUUUUGGCAUUUUGGUACUUGAGAUGGUUACUAGAAAGAAACCCACAGAUGACAUGUUUGUUGGCGGGUUAAGCCUCCAUAAAUGGGUGAAGAGCCACUAUAAUGGAAGGGUGGAAAGGGUGAUAGACCCUUCUUUGAUGAGAGCUGCAAGAGAUGAGUCUCCUGAAGUUAAGAAAAUGUGGGAAGUCGCAAUUGGCGAACUGCUCGAGUUGGGUCUACUUUGCACCCAGGAAGCCCCAUCAACUAGGCCUACCAUGCUUGAUGCAGCUGAUAACUUGGAUCGCCUAAAGAGAUAUCUCAGUGGUGAUACAACUGCAACAUUUGCUUCUUCACUUGGGAUAUCAUCUUCUACCAUAGGGGAGGAUUGGUGACUGUCCAAGGUGCUGUACAUACAAUGAGAAUGUACAUUUUGUCUGAUCUUCCAUGUUGUCCUUCAUAGUUUUAAUUUACAUACUGUGGAUCUAUCACCAUUAGAGACAUAUCAGGUUUGACCCACAGCAA
Messenger RNA from Nelumbo nucifera (sacred lotus), 3109 nucleotides. RefSeq names its product putative leucine-rich repeat receptor-like serine/threonine-protein kinase At2g24130. Lineage: Eukaryota; Viridiplantae; Streptophyta; Magnoliopsida; Proteales; Nelumbonaceae. The record is from RefSeq and is a predicted model, not a curated record. Gene Ontology annotation, molecular function: protein binding; ATP binding; protein kinase activity. Gene Ontology annotation, biological process: protein phosphorylation.